GCCGCCUUGGCGGAGGCGGCGGUGACUGACUCCAGCCCCGCCCCGCGCGUCACGGCCCGGCGGUGGGCGGAGCGGGCUCGGCGGAAGCGCCUGGCUAGCGGAGAGCCCGAGCGGAGCGGCGGGCGCCGGGGACCGCGGGGACGGACAGGAUGGGCAGCAGCUCGCUGUGCGAGGACUACCGCCUGUGCCUGGAGCGGGGGCUGCGGCGCGGCCGCGCGGGCGUGUGCGGGGACCCGUCGCUGCGCGCCGUGCUCUGGCAGAUCCUGGUGGAGGACUUCGACCUGCACGGGGCGCUGCAGGACGACGCGCUGCCGCUGCUCGCCGACGGCCUGUGGGGCCGCGCCGACCUGGCGCCCGCGCUGCGCCGCCUGGCCCGCGCCUUCGAGCUGCUGGAGCUGGCGGCCGUGCACCUGUACCUGCUGCCCUGGAGGAAGGAGUUCACCACCAUCAAGACCUUCUCAGGGGGCUACGUGCACGUGCUGAAGGGCGCACUGUCUGAGGACCUCCUCAUCCAGAGCUUCCAGAAGAUGGGCUACGUGCCCAGGGACAACCACUGCCUCCAGGUGGCCGCCCCACCCCCCGCCGGCCAGCUGGUGCAGGUGGCCCUGGGCUGCUUCGCCCUGCGGCUGGAGUGCGAGAUCCUGGGCGAGGUGCUGGCGCAGCUGGGCACCAGCGUGCUGCCGGCCGAGGAGCUGCUGCAGGCGCGGCGGGCCAGCGGGGACGUGGCCUCCUGCGUGGCGUGGCUGCAGCAGCGGCUGGCCCGGGAGGAGGAGCCGCCGCCCCUGCCGCCCCGGGCCUCCCCCGCCGGGUUCCGGGCCCCGCUGGACCUGUACCGGGACCUGCAGGAGGACUCGGACUCGGACUCCGAGGAGGCCAGCCUGUACGGAGGGCCCUCUCCGGGCCCGGGCUCCCCCUCCUCGGAGCCGGCCUACCGGCCUCUGCCGUGGGAGCAGAGUGCCAAACUGUGGGGCCCUCAGGGCGAGGCUUGGGAGCCCAUGGAGGAGGCCGAGGCCCUGCAGGAAGUCAGCAGCCCGCCCCGCAGCCCGCCCUACGGGGUCCUGGAGGAGGAGGAGCCGGAGCCCGAGGCCUUCUCCUUCCUCUCCCUGCGCCGGGAGCUGAGCCGGCCCGGGGACCCGGCUGCUCCCAAAGCCCCUGGGAGCCCCGGCCCCCAGCCCGGGCCCGGGCCCGUGGGCGAGCCCCCCGGCUACCAGGUGCACAGCUGCCUGGCCCCGGGGGCCCUGCCCGCCCGCUGCUGCGACACCUGCCGCCAGCUGCACACCGCGCACUGCGCCGCCCUGCCCGCCUGCCGCCUGGGCCACGAGCUGCGUGCCCUGCUCGGCGACGCCCACCAGCGCCUGUGGCUGCAGCGCGCGGAGAUGGACACCCUGCUCUACAGCAGCCCCGGGGCCCGGCCCUAGGCCCAGCCAGGCCCCUGGUCAAGGGCUCCCCGUGUUUCCGAGGUGCUCCUCUGGCCCUGGUCCCCUCCCGGGCCCAGGCCCCUGCCACCCCGGAGGGAAGUCCGGGCUCAGCGUCUGCCUCCCAUGGAAAGUUCCUCUCACCCAGACCCACCCGAACGUGCUGCGGGGAAAGGUCUAGCCCACAUGACUGUGACAAGGCCCCCAUGAAGGACCCUCCCCUCCCCACCGUGGGGCCCCAUGGUCAGCCAGGAGCCCCUGCUGCUCCCUGUGGUUUUGAUUUGGGACAUGCUGCCUCCAGACGUCCCGGGGGCUCUGCCAGGUGCAUGCUGACCAGGCUGUGGAGGCCCAGACCCUCCCAGACUGUGGGGUCACAGGCCACACUGGCUGGACACGUGCCUGGUCACAGCUGGGCCAUGGAUGGAGACGAUCUGAUCUCACCCGAAGGGUGCCCAGCUCUGGACAGCAGGCAGGGGCUGAUGGAGCCUGGACCGGCUCAGUCACUCUGGGCGCAGCCCCAGGCUUCCCAUGAAGCCCACCAGGCCCAACAGCGAGCACUGAGCCUGCCAAAGCCCUGGCGCGGCCCC
This is a messenger RNA of Pipistrellus kuhlii (Kuhl's pipistrelle), 2002 nucleotides long. It is a transcript of the gene SPATA2L, whose product is annotated as spermatogenesis associated 2 like. Bases 150 to 1418 code for a protein of 422 amino acids. The record is from RefSeq and is a predicted model, not a curated record. Gene Ontology annotation, cellular component: cytoplasm. NCBI's taxonomy places the organism in Eukaryota, Metazoa, Chordata, Mammalia, Chiroptera, Vespertilionidae. The transcript is spliced from 3 exons.